AUGGGACAGUACCGGGUGCGCUUUGCGAAGGGCAGCAAAUACCAGGCGGAGCUCGAUUCUCAGUGCUCUACAUUCAUGUGCCACAAUUCACCAGCCUCAACCUCGCCGCCAAAAUCCAAUUGCCCUAUUUCCUCAAAAUCAAUCACACCCAAACCACACCAUACAAAGAGCCGCUUCGGCUGCAAGGAGUGCCGUCUCCGGCGUGUCAAGUGCGACGAAACCUUCCCUGUCUGCCUCCGGUGCCAACGCCGCGGUUCCGUCUGCCUCGCAAGCUACAAGCCCGCAAAAUGGCACACCGAGAUGCCCUGGCUUUCUGACAUGAUUGUCCUGGACUCUUGGCCGAGAGAUAGCGCAUUGGACAAGCGGUUGGUGCAGCACUGGGUUGAGCAGACAAGCCAGUUGUGGUCCAUUGAUCGGAACAACAACCCACUCUCCCUUCCCGUCUUGCAACAUCUGACCACAAGCCCUUCUCUCCUUCACGCUAUUCAAAGCGUCAGUGCUGGCCACGAAAAAUUCUUUAAUAAUGCUGGGUUGCAAACGUGUCUUGAAGAGCGCGGGCGUGCGCUGAAACUGGUCCGGGAAGAACUUCGCGAUGCGACGUCUAUCCCAGUAUCGUCAAUGCUCACCAUCUUUCUUCUGGGAACUUCCUCACCGUGGAUACAGUCUGACUCCUGGGGCAAAGAGCACUUGGAUGGCGCUCGAGCCUUGAUCAAGGCGAUGCUAUCUCGAAAGGAUAUACGCGAAGAGUCCCUCACGCAGUUCCUCCUGGGAUGGUAUCUGUACUGGGACAUGACCUGCUCCUUCCUCGACGACCCGGAAAACAACUCUCAUCUGAGCACAUCUGAUAUUCUCCAAAGCGUCCAGCUUGAUGGGGACUUAUUCCAUCCAAUAAUAGGCUUUUCCUCCACUUUAUAUGCCCAGGUGGCCGACGUUGGAAGAUAUUGCCGUCGUAUUCUCGAGCACCAGCCCCAAGACCCGGAAUUCGAGGAGACCAUGGAAGAACAACUCGUUCAAUGGUGCCCCCGCGAUGAUGAUAAAUGCCUUCAUGACUUAAGCCUAGCCUACCGUAAUCACGGUUUAUUGAUGCUGUAUCAAACCUGUCGCCGUCUCCCAGAUCCCAUGCGGCUGAUUAUUGACCCAUGCGACCAAGACGGAUCGGAAGGGCUCAUAGUCGGGACAGAAAACGUUAUUAGAUCGUACGCUUUGGAGAUUAUACGGAUGGUGUUGGAAAUACCUCUGAAUGAGCCCUGUGCAAACUUUCAAUCGAUGCCGUUGCUGAGUGCCGCCGCAGAGCUCACAUCAGACGACUCGGCGCUGCGAGAGGACGUCAUUGUACAGUUCAAGGCCCUUUACUCGACUGACCGCGUACUGGUGCACUUGCAGUCGAUUGACCUGUUGCAAGAACUCUGGAAUUUGCGGGAUUGUGGAGUGGUCAUGUCUUGGAUGGAGUUGAGUCUUGCAAAUGGUUUUGGGAAGAUUGAUCUGCCUGAAAUGGAACGAUGA
Messenger RNA from Clonostachys rhizophaga, 1503 nucleotides. NCBI's taxonomy places the organism in Eukaryota, Fungi, Ascomycota, Sordariomycetes, Hypocreales, Bionectriaceae. The record is from the annotation of a GenBank genome assembly.